Alligator sinensis (Chinese alligator) is the source of this 1746-nucleotide messenger RNA. RefSeq names its product cystin 1 (gene CYS1). The transcript is spliced from 5 exons. The coding region runs from base 1 to 363 and encodes 120 amino acids. The record is from RefSeq and is a predicted model, not a curated record. NCBI's taxonomy places the organism in Eukaryota, Metazoa, Chordata, Crocodylia, Alligatoridae.
AUGGCGGCAAGCGGGGACCGCCCGCAGCCACCACCAGUGGUGUUGCUGGCAGGCAGUGGGGGUGUGCGAGGAGGCGGCCGCGCCCGCCCCGCCCGCGGCCCAGCCGUUUUCCUUGAUGCAAUAGAUGAACAGUCAGUAGAUGCCUACAUACUCCAAAAAACAUUUCUCUUGAGAAAUAAGUGCUGUCGCUGGAAGAUCCUCAUAGAGGCCCUAGCAAGAAGCACACCAGACCGAGAGAAAAGCAACUUCACCAAUGAAUGUCCAGUCCAGCACAACAAGAAGCCUGAGGGGCAGUCCACAAUAUCGUAUGAUUACUCUGAAGAAGAGCUCAUGGCGAGUAUCGAGCAGGAAUACUGCCGCUGAAACCCAGUGCUGUGAACAAAUUUCUAGGGCAUGUAUGGAGCAAGAGCACUGUUGAAGGGGAAAAGGCAAGUGUUAUAUGAGGGAGAAUAUUACCUCUCAGGGUGCUGGCAGUGUGGUAUGACUUUGAAGCCAGUGAAUAAGUUAUCUCUGGCACGCACUGGGCAAGAUAGCCAUUCAUGAAGAAACUUCACUGACUGCUGAACAAAAGCAAUGCAGUGGGAAAAACCAAGGUCUCAUUAUUUUCAUUUUCCAAACUAAUACUAGUUAGAAAAGGCUUUUAAGUAUGUGUGUGUGAAGACUUGCUGCAUUUUAAAGAAUGAGAUGUCCCUUUCUGAGAGACUAAUUUUCCAAGAGAUUCAGCAAAUCAUUUGGUUGCAUCUGGUAAGACAUUGUAGAACCUUUACCUACACCAUCAUUGAAGAGUUGUGGGAUAAAUUCACUCCUAACGCAUGCAAUUUGCAGUAAUUGCAAUUGGUCUAAAUUUAACCCAACAUUUUUUCAGUGUUCUUCAACACACACCCUCUCCUUCUUCCCCUCUGCCUCUUCUCCCCCUGACCACACACACACAAGGAAGAAAUAAAUCAUCCAAAAUGUAAAGAUUCAAAUUGCAUUGUUUAAGCGGGUGAGGCACUGACAUCAAAUAAUAGGUGUGGGACUUGUUCUAAUUGUGGACAUCUCCCUGGCUCCUUCUGCUAGCUCCAUUCUUCUGAAUGGGUACAGGUCUGAAAUAGUCAUGAAUCCUGUUUCUUGAAAGGGAAAGAUUCUUGUCUACCUUCUUACCUACUGCUCAUGGAAACAGAACCUACGUGGAAAGCAGAAAAUUGUGACAUGCCUGAAUUCAGUACUUCAUCUUUGCUGCUGUUGGGACAGCCACUUUGAGAAGGGAUUUAAUGUUAUGUAGGACCUUAGUUCACAAAUCAUUGCUUCUUCAUUGGAAUUCAUUGCUUCUGGUUUAUAUGUGAUUUUGUCACUAUGCUUAAUCUACAAGGAAAAACACAUUUCCCACUAAAGACUGAAACGUAAAACAAAAAACCUAAAUAGCCAAAGAUUUCACAGGCUUUCAAUGCUUAUAGACAAUGAAUCCUUAUAUUUUUAAGGUUUGUGCCUGCAUUUUUGCUGGACUGUAAUAUGAUACAAAUGUUUAAUGUCAGAAGUAGAAAAAUACCUUAUUUCUUUCCUCUGAUGAGAUUUCAUCUGGCAUAUUUUAUAUAUCAAGGAGAAUAAGGCAAACCAAUGACAUCAAUGCUAAUGGAAACAGUGGGAUACACCUUAGGAUGUUAAAGUUUGACCUUGCCUUUGUGCUUGCAUAUAAUAUUCGUGAAAUAGAAACAAAUACAUCCAUGUUUCACAUACCCAUUAAUAAAGGAAAAAAUGUUGAUCUGA